ACAGAGAAUAGCAAGGGAAAGAAGCUGGCGAGCAGCUCAGCGAGCCGUGGGCUGCACUCAGCAUUUCCACUCAGACAUGCAGUGGUGGCAGAACAAUUUCUGAUGUGAAGUCACCAGGGACUGUUGCAUGACAUCUAUUCCAAGAGCUCUAUUUCUGGGUGAGCUAUUUCGAGGCUUCCUACAUGGCCUGUUGAAAUCAAUGUGAUGGCAGCACAAUGAUUUCCAGUGCUGUUCAAAGUCCUUGGUCACAACCACAGCAAACCCAGCCAAAUCCAGGGGAAAUAACAACUAGAAAAAGUUAGAUUUCUUUCUGCUAUAUCAUUUAUAAACUGUUUGUAAGGGAGCAUUAGGCAGUACUGUUCAUUAUAAUAUCUGAAUGCCAUACUGAGUGUGGAAGUGGUGUUUUUCCCACUCUCUGGACUUGCUGAAGCACCAGCAGUGGUGUUCCUCUGCCCAGCAGUGCUCCAUGCUUGCUCUGUGCCCUGAGUCUUCCACCUUCAUGUGGAAAACCAUUCCUGAAGGUGGAAGGUAGGAUCACACCCAGAGAAAUGUGGGAUUUCUUUCUUGUUGCACCUGCAGCAUCGCCCGCACAGGAAAUAUUGCACAUCUUGGUGCAACUUACACUGCAGUUAGCAUGGCAGGCUGUGCUUGGGAAAUAGCUCUCUUAUUGCUCAGCAACAUUUUCUGUGCUUUUGCCAAAAGAAAACCAGGGGCAUUUCUUAAGCAGGUGUGAAGUUAAUCUAAAAUCUGCCUCUCCAUCUGAAAUGCUCAGCUUGUCUCUUCAUGUGUCAUCCACAACCGACUGCAUGGAGAUUGGGCUCUGGGAGCUCUGCCACUCUGGAAUACAAACACCUGCAGCCACACAUCCCCAUUUCAAACCUGGGAGCACCACCAGGCUCUGCCCACUGCCAAAUGGGCUCACCCAUGGCCCCACUCCUUGGGGUGCCCUGCUGACACCACGGGGACCUGCCUGGAUCGGCUCCAAGCAAUGUUCAGUUCUGUUUAAUACAGUUUUGUGGCUGCAAGUUGCAGCACUGCUCUGUGUAUUUUUGGGAGCUCCUUCCAAAACCCCAGAGCAGUAGAUGAGCAGCUGCUCUUUAUCACCUGCACCAAGUAUUCAGAGGAGGUACAGAUGAGUUACUUUGUGCCAGGAUUCCCUCUCACUGGGAUAACUGCGACGACUGCUGCUCUGUUCCAAGCCCCAUCCAAAGGUGUAGAUUUUGUUGAUAUGGCAUUUUCAAUUCAACUUUUUCUAUUUGAGAUGUAUGGCUUUUCUAGUGAAGUGAUUGUGGCUGCGGGAGUGCCUAAUUUUAUCUUGAAGCUGCUGUGGAAAGAGGAAGGAGAACACUGCAGCCAAAGAAAAACAAAAGCAUAAAAACCCAUAUGAUGUGAAUGCACCCGUAGCAGUGAAACCUGUGUGUUUGCUUGGGCACAACUUGCUGAGUGAAUAGCAGUGAUGGAUGAUUCUAAAUAACACUCCUGUUUGAUAGCAUUGAACAGCUUUUAAUAAUUAAAGAAGCAUGCCCUUUCACCCGCAGUUAAUGGUUAGCUUUAAUGGUUAGUUUUACUCCUCGGCUUUUCUGCUUCUAAAGAAUGUGAUUAUUUUGCAGCCAUUUCCCCAGUUACAGAGGAGAUCUGCUCAGAUUUUGAGAAACACAAACAUGAAAAUUGCAAAGUAGGUGGAGACAUUUGGAAGUACAAAAGAACAGGAGGAAAAGAUGAUGCUACAAAAACACCAUGAAAUCAAACAAAUCCAUUUCUGGUUCAUCCCCACUGCCCCCAUUGGCCAGCCAAGAUUCAGCUGUAAGACAGAAAGGCAUUUCCCAGGGGAUGAGGGACAUCUGCGUGCCCUGUGCCAGGCCCCAUUACAGCAGCAGCUGCAGGCCAAUAGCACAUGCAGAUAAUUGUGCUAUGUAAUUAGCUCCCUCCACUCCCAGCAGUGCUGUGCUUGGGGCUCCCGGUGGUGCAGAAGGAGCAGAGCUGCUCCCGGGCUCAGUGGUCUCAGCCCUGCUUAGGGGAUGGAGUAGUGGAGGUGCCAAAAUGAAGGUCAACAACGCGCUGGCGAAGGCUCUGUAUGACAACAAGGCAGAGUGCUCGGACGAGCUGGCCUUCCGCCGAGGGGACAUCCUGACAGUGCUGGAGCAGCACGUCGUCGGCAGCGAGGGCUGGUGGAGGUGCUCACUGCAUGGACGGCAAGGCCUGGCUCCUGCCAACCGCCUGCAGCUCCUGGCGGGCCCACAAGCCCUGCCGCCUCCCGCCAUCCCCAGCGAUGCUCCAGAGCCACCCGUGGCCUUGCAGAACAUCUACCAGGUGCCAUCUGUGCCCAAAGGCACUGCGUCGUCCUCUACCUAUGAGAAGAUGGAGGGGUGGGUGACAUCGCCGGCUCGGGCUGCCACCCUGCCUGCUCAGGGGGUGUACCAGGUGCCGGCCUUGGCUGCACAGCUGCUCAGUGAGAGGACACGGAGCUCCAAGCAGCAGCACCUCUUCACUCUCCCAAGGGCGUGCCGGGCUUCAGUGCCAAACAUCACCAGUGAGGUGUACGAUGUCCCAUCCAUGCAGAGCCGGGAGUCCUUACUCACACAGAGUGGUGCCACCCCACCUGCAGCACGAAAGGGCUCAGUGCUGGUCAGAUCUCCCAAGUGCUUCCAGGAAGAGCAGCAGCUCUACAAUGUCCCAUCCAGCUCAGAGAAGGCUGGAGCUGUUAUCCAGGAUUCAGCAGUGGGCAAUUUGUAUGAUGUCCCUCCGAAAAGAGAAACUGAUGCUUCAGAGAAGAAAUCUCAGAAGAAGUACUGGGGUCACUGUAACACCUUGCCAAAUCCUCGGAAGUCAGAAUGGAUUUAUGAUAUUCCAAUAUCACCUGAAAAAACAGGAUUAAAACAAAACUCUUCUGUCCAUUCCACGGAGAACCAGGUGCUAUAUGAUAUACCCCCAGCCAGGUACAAGGCACCAACAACAAAUGCUGAAGCCAAUGUUGUAAAUCCAGAAUUGUACAAUAUUCCACCAACACAACGGAAAUUAACAUUUCCAGAUGUCCAUCUGUAUGACGUUCCAUCCUCAAAGGAUGUUCUCUCGCAGCAGAAUGGUAGCUGUGAGGUACCCCCAAGUCUCCUGGCUCCAAAUGCUGAGAAUCAGACUUCUGGAGGAAAUGUCUAUGAUAUUCCAAAAUGUUUGCCCACUGCUACACAGUCCAAGAAGGAGAUGGAAAAAAACACCAACCAUUCUGGGAACCAGGCAUACCAUGUUCCCCAACAGCUCUCGAAAGACACCAAACUAGAACACGACAGAUUAUCUGUUUCUAGUGUGGACAGCAGAAACAGCAGUCUUUCUACAUCCUCAAACUCUUCUUCUGAGUCUUCUUCUGUGUCAUCAUCAGAAGAGCCUGCCAAAGAAAUUAAGCUGGACCUCGAGGUGGCCAUAGAGACGCUGACUAGAUUGCAGCACAGUGUAUCCAGCUCUGUUGCAAGUUUAAUGAUCUUCGUGAGCAGUAAAUGGAGAUUACAAGAGCACCUAGAAAAAAACAUUGAAGAAAUCCAUAGGGCCGUUGAUCACAUAAAAGUCUCACUUGGAGAAUUCUUGGCCUUUGCUCAAGCCUUAAAGGUAAAUGCAUCCUACCUCACUGAUAAUAAUCUUCAGAUCAGAAUUAAAAAACAGCUAGAAAUUCUUACGAACUCAUUCCAAAUCUUGACAGAAACACGAGAAGCCCUAAACAACUGCAACUGGUCCUUAGAGGUUUUGGUCCUCAAGAAACCCUACAACAACCCAGAUGAUCUCGAUCGCUUUGUUAUGGUUGCCCGCACGAUUCCAGAUGAUCUCAAGAGAUUUGUAUCCAUCAUCAUUGCCAAUGGAAAGCUUCUCUUCAGAAAGAAUGAGAAGGAGCAAGAAGUGAAGCAACCAAAAGUGAGCCCAGGAUAUAAAAUGCCAAAACAAAUCAUGGCACCAAGCAAAAUAGAAAUAGAUUCACUUCCAGUAAAUGCUUCUGAUAAACCCAAUCCAAGUCAAGGCAGUAAUGAGACAACAAAAGAAAAUAUCACUGAGGACUGUGAAUACGUUCAGCUACAGGCACAGAAAAUAAUUUCUGGCAAAGAAGUGUCAAAGAAGAGUACAGAUUCAAAACCAAAGGUGUUGCCAUCUACAAAAAAGAAUGCAGUUCGAAGCCAGCAAGAUUCUGCCAAAAAAAUUGUUGUUCCAGAGCAAUGCAGGCUGUGUUUCGGCGCCCUUCACAAAGCCAUUGCUGUGUUUAAUAACAGCCUGAGCAGUAACCAGCCACCUGAAGUCUUCAUAUCCCACAGCAAAUUGAUCAUUAUGGUGGGGCAGAAGAUAGUGGAUUCUCUCUGCCAGGAAACACAACUGAGAGAGGCUCGGAGCGACAUUCUCCACAGCAGCAGCCGGUUCUGCAGCCUCCUGAAGAACCUGGCUCUCGCCACCAAAAAUGCUGCAAUCCAAUAUCCAAAUGCAGACGCAAUGAGGGAACUUCAGAAUAAAAAUGAUGAGCUGUAUAAAUACACACAGCAGUUCAGAGCAAUGUUAGAAUGAGAGUGACUUCACUUUUUAUAACUAUCAUUAGUAUUUUGAACAAUGGUCAAAACUUGAAUUUCUGUGUUGUUACAGUUCUUUCUUCACUCCCUUGGCAGCCAAAGGGCACGAGCAGCUCAGUGGUGCCAACCCUCCGUCCUCCCAAGCACUCCUGCCAGGCAGUUUCCCUUGGGCACUGCUGCACCUCUAGCAGGUUAAGACCCACACGACAGAAGAUGCAGGAGGGAUGUGUAGAAUUAAACGUGUGCUUCCUUUCCUGCUGUUCACACCUUCUCUAGAAAUGUUGUCCUCUUCCUGUUGGGGCAGGAUUUUUUUGCUGAGUAUUUGAGCAAAUGUUAUUAAAUGUUGUUUUUUAUUAUUAUUAUUAUUUUUAUUUAUUUUAAUUUCCACACAAGUCAAAAUUAUAUUUUCCUGUUUUUUUUGUGUGUGUGUGUGUGUUGUUGUUUGUUUGUUUUGUUGUUUUUUUCUGAGCACGUAAAGCCUCUCUUUACAUUCAUCUGCACACCAUUCUGUAAGCUGUGAUAUAUUACUGUGUGUACCAUCAGCAGCAGUUCCUGGAGCACUCGUCUCAAAUCUGUUUUUGAUUUUUUUUUCCCCCGAGAGCGUUACCUCUGCAGCUGUUCGAUGUUCAAACACAACGAAUACAUCACAGGACAGACCUCAUCUCACUGCUGUUAACCAGAAAUGCUCCGGCUGCUGUCUGAGCACGGAUAGAAGGCGUGCAGUUCUGCUCCUCCACUCCCACAGCUCUGGGGAUCGCAGCUCCAUCACUGCCCGAAGCCUCCAGGCAGCUCCUCCACUGUACCCACCUUCUCUGUAAUGUCUGCCAUCGUCUGUCACCUCCUCUGUCCGCAGACCUGCUGCUUGAAGAUGCAGCAGAGAUGUGAGCCCUGUGAGCACCCCUGCGGACCGUUCCUCUUCCUGUGCUGCUUGUAUUUAUCUUGACUAAUUUAUUUAAAAGUUUUAUCUGAAUUUUUAAAGUCUGGCCUUUCUUGGUAGCGUGUACUUGUGUUUUCACCCUGGGGUGACGGGGUGGGGAGGUUUGUAUCUGCUGCUGUCGUUCGUGUCUGUGCAAGGGACAGCUCCAUCGCUGCCGCGCUGCAGUCAUGCUUUGUUAUUUAAAUGCCGGUACAGAACCGUGGAAGAGCUUGGGUUGGAGGGGGCACGUCUGAUGUGGCCGCUAAUCUCCCCAAAUGUGCGUUCUGCCCGGAUUUCUUCACGUAAAUAAAUAAAUCAACGCACAGCGAAACGAAGGAAAGCGGCUUCGGGCACAAAGGGGGGGGGCGAGGGCGCCCCCUGCUGGGCGCGGCGCUGCGCUCUGCGGGCGGCCCGCUGUGAGCCCCGCCCUCUGCUGCGGAUU
This is a messenger RNA of Phasianus colchicus (ring-necked pheasant), 5893 nucleotides long. RefSeq names its product Cas scaffold protein family member 4 (gene CASS4). The record is from RefSeq and is a predicted model, not a curated record. Gene Ontology annotation, cellular component: plasma membrane; cytoplasm. NCBI's taxonomy places the organism in Eukaryota, Metazoa, Chordata, Aves, Galliformes, Phasianidae. Gene Ontology annotation, molecular function: protein binding. Gene Ontology annotation, biological process: cell surface receptor protein tyrosine kinase signaling pathway; cell migration.